AUGAACUCCAAAACUAUCAUCAUCCCAAUACUUGUUCUCCUCUACAACUCUAUUCUAGUAACAUCAUGUCCAAUUGGAUGCUCCUGCAAUGGCACCUCCGUCACCUGUACCUCGCUAACCAACUUGGAACUCGAUUUGCUUGUGACCACUCUAAAAGAAACACCUUACAAUGAGACAACAGAACUCUACCUGGAUUCUGUUGAGAAUUUGUCAAUGAGCUUGAUACCGGACAUGCUUGUAUUACGUGUUUUGAAAAUAAAUUCUUUUCCUUCUUCUGGCGACAAUGAUUGGUUCCUCAGAAGACAUCAGUUCCCCGAACUUCAAACUUUACACUUCAUAAAUUGCGGUCUGAAGAUUUUCCCAAAAGCGUUGAUGUCAUUAACAUCUUUAUUGGAACUGGAUUUAAGUGGCAACUUGCUAGAGAAUCUUGGUGCCGAUUCCAUUCAUAUCAGAAGUAUACAAAGAGUGAUAAUCAGGAACAACAAGAUAAAAAGCAUUGGUGUCCAUGUUUUCCGUUACAUGCCAACAUUGAAGCUAUUGGAUCUGAGUGGUAACCAGAUGACACGAUUAGUGACAAGUGACUUUACCUCUGCUGUCUCACUCCGAGAACUCAUACUGCGUGGGAACAAAAUUGAGCUCAUCGAAACUGACACAACGGACCCGCUACAACAACUUGAGACGAUGGAUCUCAGCCAAAACUUGCUUCGUGAAGUUCGUCUAGAAGCUCAACAGAAUUUUCGCCACUUGUUUUCAUUGAACCUAAGUUCCAAUCCGCUCCAUGUUAUCAGAGAAGGGUUUUUACAACUCCCAGAUCUACAAAUUCUCCAGCUGCACAAUUGUGAUGUAGUUGUGGUGGAAGCAGGAGCGUUUGUCAGUUUACCAAGAUUGCACUCAAUGGACAUAAAAAAUAAUCCAAAUCUUGCCUACUUUUCACCACUAGCAUUUGGAAAUAAUACUGCCUUUUAUAGAUUAAACAUUCAAAACUCUGGAUUUAAACGAAUACCACUGACUAUUCUUGAAAAAGUCAGUCAGUUAUACAUCAAGGACACAAAAUUGGAUUGCUCCUGCACUUCUCGAGAUAUGCAUGACUAUGGCGCAGUGACCAUUGUUGACUGGAACGAUGCAACCUGUAGAACUAAAAUGGGUGCUGUUCAAAAGUUAUCACAUCUUGAGAAGUCAGAGGAGCCAUGUCGAAAUAAUCUUCUAACACCAUUCGGAGUGAAACAAUCUGCAAUUGUUGGCCAAGCCUACAGAAUAUACUGUGCUAGCGAUGGAACGAAUUCCAAGUUGUUUUGGAUUUCUCCCAACAAAAACACAACGGAAGCAGCGCCGCCAGAACUCAAAAAGUCGUCUGAAAAGAAAACUGAUUACUUCACAACCACUCUUUUGGACCCUUCUUUCUCCAAAAAUCAUGAGGAGAGAAUUCAUAUUUCUUCAGAAUACUAUGGGUUCGAUGUAGUUCUGGAAUCAGAUGCGGGAUACUAUGAUUGCGUUUCUAAGAGUGAUAUGAAGACGAUAACCAGAAAAAUUGAACUGCAAGUUCUGAAACCUGAAGUAAACCUGAAUGCAUCUCAUGUUGCAACAACUUCUGUACACUUGAGUUGGAACAGAAAUUUAAAAAUUGAAGCAGUCGACCGAGUCGCUCUCCGAAUAACUGCAUCUAGUGAGAAAAUGUUCAAACGACAGGUCCAAUUGUCUUUGUACAACAUGUUCCGAAGUUACAACCUUGUAAAUUUAUCAGCCGAUAAGGAAUAUGACAUUUGUUUGGAGUGGUAUCUUACUGACAGUGAGACGAUGAUAUACAAGUCUUGUAUAACACAAAAAACCAAACCAUUCAAAACGGUGAUGCAAAGUGUCAACGCAAAAGUUGCAAUUGGCGUGAUAGUCGUACUCAUCAUAGUGGUUGUCUUUUGUUGCGACACAUGCAUUCACCAGAAAGUUGCAUAUUUUUCUCGAAUUAAAAAACAAGCGAAAAUGCAACAAUCCGUGUCAGGACAAUCAAUUCUUACACAAUCAUCUUCUGCGGAUGCAACGACAUAUGAGAAUUUUCAAUUGAGUUUUGCUGGUUCUGCUGGAACAACCGUCGACGAAGAGUACAAAAAAGAUGACGAAGAUUACAACGAGGACGACGUAAUGGGCGAAGUGGUCGACGACGAGCCAUGCUCAUUCAACGACGAAUGUGUAGUAUUCGCUGACACUCUAUGCAUCAAUGGUCUAUGUAGGAAGGACACCAGAGACGAAGAAGAAUACCUGACAGGAUAA
This is a messenger RNA of Caenorhabditis remanei, 2262 nucleotides long. RefSeq lists its product as uncharacterized. The record is from RefSeq and is a predicted model, not a curated record. Lineage: Eukaryota; Metazoa; Nematoda; Chromadorea; Rhabditida; Rhabditidae. Gene Ontology annotation, molecular function: protein binding. The transcript has 11 exons. Bases 1 to 2262 code for a protein of 753 amino acids.